Rhizophagus irregularis DAOM 181602=DAOM 197198 is the source of this 1135-nucleotide messenger RNA. Lineage: Eukaryota; Fungi; Glomeromycota; Glomeromycetes; Glomerales; Glomeraceae. The record is from RefSeq and is a predicted model, not a curated record.
AGAAAUUAUUGUUUAGAAAUAAUUUGUGAAAGUCCAGAAUUAUUGUUUGAAAAUGAUAUUUUUUUAACAUUAUCAUCCCAAAUGGUUGAAUUCAUUCUUAAACAAGAUAAAAUCACAUUAGAUGAAAUUGAAAUUUGGGAUUAUUUGAUAAAAUGGGCAUAUGCUCAAAAUCCAGAAAUUGAUCAGGAUCCUGAAGAUUGGACCAAUGAUGAAAUUGAAGUAAUGAAACAAACCACAGAGAGAUUAAUUCCAUUGAUUAGAUUUCAAGAUAUUUCUUCCGUUAUUUACCAUAAAAAAGUAUUUCCUUAUCUUGCAUUACUACCAAGAAAAUUACUAAAUGAAAUCAUACAAUUUUAUUUAGUACCUAACACAAAAAUUGUUAGUACAUUACCAUCAAGGAAAUCUAAAUAUUCAGUUACAAUUACUGAAUCUCAAAUUUUUGCUAUUUUUGCCAGUUGGAUCGAAAAGAAAAAUAGUUCUUAUUAUAACACACAAAAUAUUCCAUAUAAAUUUAACUUAAUUUAUCGUGCUAGUAGAGAUGGUAUCUCAGGUGCAGCAUUCCAUAAUCUAUGUGAUAAUAAAGGACCUACUAUAGUUAUAGCAAAAGUUGCAAAUUCGGAACAAAUAAUUGGAGGGUAUAAUCCAUUGGACUGGAGGCCGAUUUUAAAUAAGGACAAUAAUUAUUAUAAGUUAACAAAUGAUAGUUUUAUUUUCUCAUUUGCAGAUAGAAAUAACCCCCAAACUGCAAUAGUAAGUUAUCCGAAAGAAAAUCAUCAAUAUUUUUCUAUAUAUAGUCAUUCAAGUUAUGGGCCAAUAUUUGGUGGUGGUCAUGAUUUAUUGUGUAAAAAUAAUGGUACCUGGACAUGUAAUCCACAACAUACUUAUUCAAUGGAUUUACCACAUAAUUUCAAGGCGAAUAAUUAUGAAGUAUUUCAAGUUAUUAUUAAAUAUUAAGUCAGUCAUAUAUAUUUUUUUUUUGUUCUAUAUAUGAUAAUUAAAUAACUGUAUUAAAUAUUUAGCUUUAGCUUUUUAUGGAUGAAUUUCCUCGAUUCAUCACAAUAUAAUAUUUUAAAAAUAGAAAUUUCAUUUUGUAAAGUUAUAUGUAUUAUAGGAGUGUCGACUUAAAUAAAUUAUA